AUGGAAACAUUAUCAACAAGAGGUAAACUGUUAUCCGAAAGUUUAGCAUAUAUUAUUCCAUAUUUUGUUAAACUAAAACUGAAUCCUUUUGAUGAAAUUAUUAAUCCAAAUGGUAUAUUAAAUUUGGCUGUAGCUGAAAAUGUAUUGUGUGAAAAUAUUUUAGUUGAAAAGUUAAAAUCUAUACAAACAUGGGCACCCGAAUAUAAUUAUUAUCCAAAUCCGUGUGGAGAAUACAAUUUACGAACUGAAUUAUGUAAGUUUUUUCAAAACGUUUUCCAGUUAAACCGUGUUGAAUUAAAACCUGAACGGAUGUUGAUUACCAACGGAGCAGCAGGGGCUUUUAGUGUUUACAGUUAUAUGCUUGGAGAUAUUGGAGAUGUGUUUCUUAUUUCAUCACCAUACUACACAACUAUCGAUCAUAACGUCGCUGUUUUAACACAAAAUACAGUUGUUCGAUGUCCGUUACUAGAUCAAGAUAAGGGUUUAUUCCGAUUGACAGUUGAUGUUUAUCGUCAGGGUUAUUUAUCGACAAUUGAACGUGGAUUAAAACCCAAAGCUAUCAUUCUGGUUAAUCCUCAGAAUCCACUUGGUGAUAUUUAUGAGGAAGAAACAUUGAGAUCAAUAUUAGAAUUUGCUUGUGAAAAGAAGUUACAUGUAAUCGUGGAUGAAGUUUAUGCCUUAAGUGUGUUCAAAUUACCAACACAAGCACACUUUCAAUCGGUUUUAAAUUAUAAAUCACUGCCAGAUCCUGAACGGACACAUUUUCUAUGGUCAUUUAGCAAAGAUUUUUCAUUGCCAGGAAUUCGAAUUGGUGUACUGUAUUCUGGCACUGCUGAAAUGUGUAUGAUUGCACAAAAAAUCAACUUUCUCAUGGUACCAUCAAAAUUUGUUCAAGAAACUAUCACUACUCUGUUAUCUGAUAAUGAAUGGGUUAAAGAAUAUUUGAAAAUUAAUCAACAAAGACUAACUCAAAAAUUCUUUUAUGUUAAAGAGCAAUUAGAAGUGAUCAGUAAUCAACGUAUCGAAGUUUAUCAAUCAAAAUCUGGUUUUUAUAUUUGGGCUAAUUUUCGUCGUCUUUUAAAAGUGAAAACAUUUGACGAAGAAAUGAAACUAUUUAAUGUUCUAUUUGAUAAUGGUGUUUUUAUCUCAAGAGGUUUUGAUUUGGGCUGUUCGGAGCCUGGUUGGUUUCGAAUUAUAUUUUCAUUGAAGGAUUCAUGGAUAAGUGAAGGAAUAAAUCGACUUAAGUUAGCAUUUGACAGAUAUUAA
This is a messenger RNA of Didymodactylos carnosus, 1266 nucleotides long. NCBI's taxonomy places the organism in Eukaryota, Metazoa, Rotifera, Eurotatoria, Philodinida, Philodinidae. The record is from the annotation of a GenBank genome assembly.